Messenger RNA from Megalobrama amblycephala (Wuchang bream), 9277 nucleotides. RefSeq lists its product as uncharacterized. The coding region runs from base 6108 to 7382 and encodes 424 amino acids. The transcript is spliced from 8 exons. The record is from RefSeq and is a predicted model, not a curated record. Lineage: Eukaryota; Metazoa; Chordata; Actinopteri; Cypriniformes; Xenocyprididae.
GUUUGGGAACCACUGACCUAGUGACAGCUCUUUAACUUUAAAGCUAUUUCAAAAGGUAGUGGGCAUAAUUAUACCUUCAUUUGACCAAAUUCUAAGGCAGUAUUGCAUCUAACCUUCUCAGACAAUGCAAUCUCAUUAUAAUUAUCCAAGAUGGUAGACAGAGUCUAGACAGGGGUCAAGGUUUGGCUGGUAAACCUGGACCUUCUAGCAGUUAUGGAUAGAUGCCAUAACUACACACUUUGCAGGUGGCAAAUGUUGCACUCCUUGAAAAGGGGGAAAAUAUAUAUUAAUAAAUGAAGAGACACGGACUUGUGCUGCUGUCUGCGUGCUGAGCUGUAUUGGCUGUGACGCACAGCACAGUUCGUGUCAGCUACUCCCGGCAGCCUUUGAGUUCCCCCUACUGGACACUCCUUGAAUUACAUCUAUUUUUUUUAGUUAACCAACAGAAUUAGAACAAUAAUAAACAUCACCUUAUGAAUUAAUCAUUUUGACUUAGCACUCUUUAUGUUGCAGUUAACUUAAACUAAUAACAGUUAUCAACUAUAAUAGUUAAUCAUAUUAAUCUUUUUUUUUUUUAAACCACUACACACUCCCCCUCAAAAUUAUCAAAAUUAUCAUAUUAAAAUGUCAUCCUGACAUCUUGCAAUUCAUUUGUACUGUUUUUUUUUAAUAACAAGCUUAUUAGUCUUUGUUUCAUGUGGACUACGCUGCUUUUACUAAAUCAAUGUUUUCUCAGCCUGUAUUAUGCCACAGUCUAUCUCUGAUAUCCGUAUGCAAGAUAUGAGUUAGGAUUAUAAAAUGGCACUGGGCUUGGCCAUGGUAGAAAUGUUUGCUGUCCACAGUAAGGCAUGUUCUGAUACUGCUGAACUUCACCAUUACAGCUUGUAUUAUAGCAAGUGGGAGUACCGAGGUGAUCGUAAGUGAACAGUCGAGGGGCUCGUCUUUCUCUCUGAGGUCUAGAAUAUCUCUCAUCUGUUGUUGAAUCAUUACAUGGCUCAGGUGAUGCUGUGUUCUCAAUUUGAACCUGUUCCUCUUUGCACUGACCCAUCACAAAGGAAUGCUCAGCUUGAAUCAGUUCCUCAUCACAGUCUUCUUCACCUGGGCAUCCUUCCUCUGAUAGUCCAACAACAUCCACUUAGUCUCUGAUUUCUGUGAUUUCCUCAGUCUGCUCAGCCAGUCCACUCAUCCCUCUUUCCAGUCUGGGAUGUCAGCCAUAAAGAAGAUAGAAAGGUGAGAAUCCUGUGACCUCAGAUUUUGUACUAUUAUAUGCAAGGAUAAACUUAUUCAGGGAUUCCUUCCAGUUCGUCUUCUGCUUGUCUGUCAGUGUUUUGAGCAUUUGAAGUAAGGUCCUGUUAAAUCGCUCUGUCUGACCAUUCCCUUGUGGGUGGUAUGGCGUCGUUCUGGAACUGAGGACACCGCAAUUCUUUGUCAGCUGGGCGAAAAGCUGAUUUUCAAAUUCACCACCUUGGUCAUGGUAUAUUCGUUUUGGAAAUCCAAAACGCAGGGCAAAGUCAUUAAACAGCUACCGUUUUAGCAGACUUUGAUGUUGUGAGGUAUGCCUGUGCAAACCAUGUAAAGUUGUCGACUAUCACCAAUAUUCAUAUCCCCCCUUACAUUUGUCUAAAUGCAGGAAGUCUACAGAUACAAGCUCAAAGGGCUGCGUUGUGAUGAUAUUGGUGAGAGGGGCCCUCGCCUCUUUACAAGGCUUCUUUUGCUUCAAACAAGGACAGCUUUUUGCAACAUAAUAUUCAACCUCUUGUUGCAUAUGAGGCCAAAAGAAACGGUCUCUGACAUUGGUGGCCCAUCUCAUUAUGCAACUCUUUCAGUACAACUGUCUUGUAUCUUUCAGGUAGAACCAAUUGGUUCCUGGUAGCUGUUAGGUAUCCUGGUAUCUGCUUCAGGAUCCAAUUUUCAUCUACAUGGAGCUUCUCCCGCUCUGUAAGAGACUUAAUUUGGUGGCCACGGGGCCUCACACUGGUCAAUUUACAUUUUAUUAUAGGUCCAAUGUGUGGAUCCUCCUGUUGGGCCUGUCAUAUCUCAUCCACAGGAAUAGAACUGUUGCCAUCCCCAUCUGAUAAACAUGGAGAAUCAGACAAUGUCCAUGAUGACGAAGCUUCUUGUACUUCUACCGCUUGAGCAGUUGCUGCAAUACAGUCUGAUGACAAUUCCUCUGUACAUUGUAUAAUCAUCUCUUCAAUGCCGAGAGGCAAUCUUGAUAAGCUGUCAGCAUCUGCAUUCUCUCGGCCAGGGCAGUACUUUAUCGAAAAAUGGAAAUCGGCUAGCUCAGCUACCCACCUACAACCAGUUGCAUUCAGUUUCACACUAGAUAGUACAUACGUGAGGGGGUUAUUAUCACUGAAGACCGUGAAUGUAUGUGCGUAGUAUAAGUAGUCCCUGAAUUUCUCGGUCACCGAUCACUUAUGGGCGAGGAACUCUAAUUUACCCGAAUGGAGAUGGUAGUUUCCUUCGGCUGCUGUGAGUGUCCAAGAGCCAUACGCUAUUACACAGAGCUUGCCAUCCUGCUUUUGGUAUAAUACUGCCCCCAGACCUUGGUUUGAGGCAUCUGUGUGAAGAAUAAAGGGCAGCAAAAAAUCUGGGAAUCUGAGGAUAGGUGGCUUGACCAGAUGGUUGAUCAACUGCUCUAAAAUCUCUUGGUGCUCAGCUUUCCAAACUAUUGGUUGGUUAGAAGGCACUCCUCUAUUCUUCAGUUUGCUUUGCCUUGAUUUUUGACACAUCUUUUCCUCUCCUGGGGUGCCCUUGAGUAAGUCAUAUAGUGGUCCAGCAAUCUUUGAGAAAUCUUUAAUAUAUUGCCAGUAGUAGCUUAAUAGGCCCAUCACAGUUCGCAGCUGUCCGACAGUGCUUGGUCUCCUUUCCUUCCAUGCUCACACAGCCUCUGUAUCAGCUGGAUCCACUUUGCUGCCUUCGGCAGAAACAAUUCUUCCAAGAUAGCGGAUUUCCUUUUUGACCAUUCCACAUUUACUUGGUUUCAGUUUAAUUCUGUACCAUCUAAGCUGCUGCAGUACCUCCCGCACAUGGUGGACGUGGUCUUCAAAAGACUUGCUGUAGACUAAGAUGUCAUCUAGAUACAGCACACAUAUCCGGUCUCUCAAACUCUCCUCAUUCCUCCAUACACCUUUGAAAGGCAGCUGGAGCAUUCAUCAGGCCAAAAGGAAUUAGUUUCCACUCAUAUAACCCCCAUGGAGUUAUGAAUGCGGUCAGGGAUCUACUCUCCUUCGCCAUAAACUCUUGAUAAAACCCUUUGCCCUGAUCUAAUAAUAAAAACCAUGAAUUCCCACCCAGGUUGUUGAGGAUAUCUUGUACCCUGGGGAAUUGGCUGACGAUCAGGAUGGGUCUUCUUAUUCAGCUCCCUGUAAUCCACAUAAAGUCGCAGGCUUCCAUCCCUUUUCCUAACACAGACAACAGGUGAUGCAUAAGAUGAUGUUGAUUUUGAUAUCCAGCCCUGAGCAAUCAGGUCAUGAAGGUAAUCUUUCACUUCCCUAUAAAGCGACUUAGGCACAGAUAUGUGCGAGCGUGCAACAGGAAUUGUGUCUUUUAGAGAUAUUUUCAGCAUUAGAUUUUCUAUGCAUCUGAUGUCAUCAUCUGAUUUGGAGAAUGACAAACAUUCCUCUAGUAACAUUUUGUGUACUAUUUCUUUUUCAGAUGACUCAAAUCCACUGGGGGGUCCCAAGCAUCAAUGGUAGACUCAAUGCUGCUCGUUUGGAUGGAAGUCACUGAUGCAGGACAAUGUCAUGAUCCGUUGGGUUUCGAGCAUCAAGUACGAUGUACGAUGGGGCACCCCUCUUCACCUGCACAAGUGUCUCCUGGAACUCUAGCCCUUCUGCCCAUUUGGGAUCAACAUCAGGUUCAAACAUCAAAGUGGUGUCCUCCUUCAGUGGGCUCAUUUUAUUCGGCACUCAACCUGCAGAGAAGUAUGCUUGGGUAUUAACACCUUUUCUCUGAGAAUCCUCACCACAUAUUCAUUUGACUUUUCUGCCUUUACAAGUUCUAUAAAGGCUUGAAUGUGGUUUGUCUCUAAUCUCGGGAAAGUCAUCUUCACUAUUCUCUUUAACUGUUCCCCACAUGUUUGAUCAGUACUUUCACCUGUGCUAUUGGUCACUAUGAGCUCAAUAGCGUUGUAAGCAAUGAUAGGAUGGGAGAGGUGUUUUCCCUUUGUUACUAGAAUGGGAAUGACGGGAUCUCUGCUAUAACUGUUUUCUCCUGGCAACCAAAAUGUGACUUCUAUCCAUCCAUCAUAGGGGAUAUCUUGUCCAUUGGCUGCAACUGUCUGAAGUGUGUCAGAUGCAUCAAUUAUCUCGGAGACAAGCCUCAGCUUCACAUCAGGUAAUACGUUAUUUUUCCACCACUCAUCAAUGAUACAAACUUGAGAACCUGUGUCCCACAAUGCUGUUGUUUUUACUCCAUGGAUAUAACAAUCAAUGAAACACUGUUUUCCCACUAAACUGGCCACACUCAAUGUUUUGUUUGAAUUUGUUCUCAUUUUGAAUCUUAAUUCUUUUACAUCUUUGUGUCCAUUCUGCUUACAGUCUUUAUUGUGUUCACUUCAGUGAUGAGCUUGACAUAACUUAGAGCAGUAAAGGGCCUUGUGGCAUGAUGUACACAGUCUGAAAUUAUGGGAAUCCCCCUUCACGCCACAAGACAAGCACUGUUGGUGGGACUUUAACACCUGGCAGGUCACUUCCUGUUCCAUGGAAGCAACCCUCCCUUGUUUAAAUUACCAUCUCUGGCUAAAUUUGUUGUUCUUACUCUGCAGCCUGCCAGGAAAUGCUCACUGCUUGCACAUCUGUAACAGUGUGUACAAUACAUAUCAGUUCCACUCUGUUGGCAGUUUAAACACCUCCUAGGACAACUCCUGGGCUGCAUGAAAUGACGUUGAGGAGCAAAUCAUUGUUGAAAUUGAGCGGUUCUUCCUUUCUGUCCUGGGCUGUAUGUUGGCCAAUACGCAGGAGACGAAUACUCAAACUGAUUUACUGGUAUGUUGUUUUGUAAACCAGGUGUGGACAAAUUCUGUGCUGCACUGGCUUGAGGCAGUUAAAUCGACUCUCUGAUUUGUGACACUUCAGCACUAAGGUUCUUUAAUGGUGCCAUAUCUGAUUUGAUUUCUCUGAUUUCAUUUAGCAAGUCAGAACUGUGUUUGUUCUUAUUUUCCUGAGGCAACAUUUUCCCUUUCUUCUCUGUAGGUGCUGGAACAUCAGUGCAUUCAAGUAAGUGCACCAUCGCCUGAUGUUGGACUGCAGUUUUCUUUUUACUUUGUCUCUCUGCCUCAGUCAUGCAUGCAAUAUUCAAUUUCUCUAACAGUUCAUCACUCACAUCUGUUUGUUGCAGGUAUGGCUUGAGGUCACCUCUGAUGUAGUAGUCGUUUUGCAGGCCGGUAAGAACUGUGUGGAGAAACAUAUUUUGCAUCAGAAUAGGAUCGUAAGUAGUGUUAACAUAUACCUUGUGUCACUUUUGAAUGAUUUAUGGCUUUUGCAUAUGAUUUAUUGCACCCUCAUAAUUCUCAGACUGACAGCUGUCAGAUGUCAGGACAUGUGUCAGGUAAUAUAUGACCCAUGGUGUUACAUUGUGACGUGGCUAUGUGACUUCCUAUACCAGUGGCUGUAUGACUUCCCAAGCUGUUGUCUGUACGUGUUAAAAACAGAUCAAAACAGGGGGAGACUUUUGACUUCUCCCACCCAGCAAUGAUAUUUUAUGGUUUAUUCCUUCCUUGUCUCCUGGCUCCUUCCAGUCUGAUGGGCAAAGGUGUGAUGUCUGCGAUCGUUCAUUUCUUUGAUUGCGGGGUGCCUUAAAAGAUACCCAAGCCUAGUUUGUGUUAUGCUGACACCUCACCAGGAACAGUAAUGGGGUUCAAUACAGUAUAUGUUAAUUGAGUCAAAAUAUUUGGAUCGUGACAUUCAGGUAGACAAUCAUCCCAACAAAACAAAAGGUAUGACCAUUAAAAUAAGUGGCCUGGUGUUUUAGAAGCCUGUAUGGGACAUUAAUGGUCGAUAGGGUGGGGUGGGGGGUCUAUCAUACUGGGUGAUUAUGCGUAGUCUACGUGACGCCUGAGGGUGAUGACCCAUUUAUUGGGGUGAUUGGGUGAAGUUUUAUAUAUGUUAAUAAUGUUGUGGGCUGUACCGGCUAUUUACGUUUUGAGGUCUCUGUAUAAAGCCGGCCAGUUUUUUCGUCAGUAUGUAUCCAAGCACGCGUGUGUGUCAGACAAUCUUCGAUCUCAAACAAACUAUUUCAUUCACACCACGGCUGUUAUCGGGACGUUCGAGUGUUUUACUGUGAAGAUGACUGCUUUAUUCAACAGUGACGCGGACAAUGCGUGUGGAAAUCUUGAUGAUCUUGUUGAACAAAUUCAAUUUCUCAAUCAAGCGAGUGGAGGGUCGAAAAACGGACUCAGAUCUGCAACAAAUCAGCCGCCUUCGCGAGGCAGCUCGAACAAUCCGGAACUGGGAGAUCCUAAACCUGAAACUAGCUCCUCGACAAAUCAGCCGCCAUCGCCAGGCAGCACGAACAACCCGGAGCUGGGAGGAACGUAUCCUGCGAGUACGUCAUCAAAACGUGUAUGCAUCCAGCCACUCAAAGGAUUAUCGAACCUUAUAAAAAGUAUCGAUACGCCGCAGUGUAGGGGUGAUACAGAGAAACCUGGCUGCAGUGGGAUAACGUCGAAAAACCGCCUCAAACGUAAAAACGCCGUGGGUAACCGGACAAAAGCAAAACCUCCGGUUGAUUGUGAGAGAGACACCGACUGUAUUCCACAGACACCGGAUCGUAAGAGACCAAGACAAUCAUUUGGAGCAAUAGUUGAUGUGAAUGCUGAUGACAACGUGGUCCCAGAUGUAGAUGAUGUCCAGAACUGGGGUGAUGGUCUGUUAGAAUCGUGGGAUGCCUGUGAAUUCACUGUGUUACCUAAAGAAACACAACCGCAUGUUCCAUCUGAUGAAAACGUGGCGGUCGUGGCGGAAUCAGACCCUGAGGAACUACCUUCAAAUCAGGAGGCUUUCAUACGGGAGUCACAUCUGAAUAUAGACACUCAAUUCAUAACCACCCUUAUACAGGACACUGUCAAGUCUGUAUUGCUUACCUUGGAGGAGCAGCGUACGAAAAUUAUACAGGAUACAGUCAAGUCUGUAUUGCUUGCCUUGGAGGAACAGCGCAGGAAAAUUAUACAGGACACAAUCAGGACUGAACUUCUUGCUUUCGAAAGACACUUUACAGCCCUUUCACAGCGACAACAAGAGCAAGGUAUUUGGAUUAAACAAUCCAUAGCAGAGCAUCGCUUGAACAACGGCGUGGUCCGUCAAGUGGCCCGUGAUCAAGGCCUGACAACAGAUGUGUUGAGGCAGGUUGUCAUCACUCUUAAAAAGCGUUAUGGGUGAGUUGUAAUUACUUUUUACAUUGAUGUGUAAUUUUGUUUUGUUUCUUUUAAAAACGAUUCAUGUCAAAACAGUGUGUAAUUUAGAGUGGUUGUUUAGGACCGUUGUGUUUUAAGUGUACAAACGACGUUUUUUUGUUUUGUUUUUUAAAAUAAAUAAAAAAGAAAAUUGUUUAAAAUGCCAAAACGUUGUCGGGAGCCAGAUGAUUGUGGUCGAGGUGUGGUGGGACGGUUUAGACAAGACGAUGGUCGUAUGGACCCCGUCGAACUGUACUAUAACACAGAUGCUUUGCAUUAUUUAUUUCGGGCUAUUGAGGAGGAGGCUAAUAGACCUGUAUAUACAACAGAUAGGUUGCAAGAGUUAUUAAACUACACAACACCACAUAGAGAACAAGAACCAGACUGUAAUUUUGAACAAUUUGAAAACUUCCUGCGUAUUGGUGGGUUGGCAGAAACACCCCCACAACAAUUUGUACCAGAACCAAAUUAUGAUCUUGUACAAUUUGAACAAAAUCACCCAGAUAUUGGAUUUGAACAAACUGAUCCAGAACCAAAUUCUGAUUUUGUACAAUUUGAUCAAAAUGACCCAGAUGUUGAAAUCGCACAAUUUCCACACCAGUCAGGUGGUAACACUGGUACCCAGUCACAAUGCACUCUUAAUCUUGACGCACCAAACAUGGGUCUAUCACAUGACGUUAUACAAACUUUGAUAAGAGAGGGUGGUAAUGUGGAUGGGUACAGUGUGCUACCGCGCAGACGCUUCAAUGGUUUGGAGAUCCAUAGACUACUAAAUCUGAGGGAGAUAUCUUCUACAGAUUUAGCAGACUACACUGUGUUUUUACACAACACACUUGGUGAAAUAAUGGCAUUUUCCAGAUUAUUAGGCGGUGGUGAUAGUUUAAUCAACAUCACCUUGAGUGGUCCAAGCCUGACAUCAGAUGUCAACACAGUCGUGGCUGGUAAUGAUGAUGAUGCAUUAGAUUUAUUUAUAAAUCAGUUUGAAAAAAUAAUGCAAAGCAAUGCUAACAUACAGUUCGAUGAGAGGAUGAAUUUAAAAGUGUCGAUAGCAAGAAGUAAACACGGCGGCGUUUAUAGAAAGGUGCGUGAUCUAGCACAUAAUGAAGUGAUUGGUAAAAACAGACUCAAUCUGUUUUGUCCCACAAAUAUUUCUAACAAUCUUUGUUUCGCAAUCUGUUUGGCUCAUUUCCUAAAUCCUCAGAAACCACACACGGAGCUUGAGUCAGUAGCGUCAACGAUACAAAAUUCCGCCGGAUAUGCUGAUCAUCACAAAAUCGCUCUGAAAGAUAUUGUGCAGUUUGAACGCUUGUUGAAUAUUAAAAUAGUGGUGUUCUACAGGUCAGACACAGGGGAUUUGGUGAAGUAUGCAAACACAGAUGAUCCACAUCCUAAAACUGUGUUUUUGUACCUGCAUGACAGUCAUUAUUUUAUGAUAAAAAAUCUGCGCGCGUUUAUUGGCACGCCGUACGUGUGUGGUUUUUGCUACAAGGGUUUCACGUGUAGAAGAGAUCACAGAUGUCAGUACGUUUGUGAUGUCUGUAAUGCACCCGAUUGUCACAAGUACCCCAAAGAACCAAAGCAUUGCGCCGACUGUUUACGGUAUUGCAAAUCUGACUAUUGUUUUGACAUGCAUAAAAAAACACCUGCUGGCAUGCAACAUGCACAGUGCGACGUUACCAAAUAUUGCCGAAAAUGUAAUAGGCGUUAUCACGUCAGUGGUACAAAUCCCAAACCCCAUAAUUGCACUGCAGAUCGUUGCGCUCACUGUAGUGAGAGUUUGGUCACUGGUGGUGAACAUCAAUGCUUCAUUCAACCAGUUAAGCCGGAGAAACCGAAUGAUCGCUACAUAUUUUAUGAUUUCGAGACACGUUAUCAAAAUAA